AUGCGCAUAACAUCGACCCAAACGGGUCGUUUUGGUAAUCAAGCGGAACAGCUAUUAGGAAGUCUUCAAUUCGCCAAAUCGCUGGACAGGACUUUAAUACUUCCGCCGUUCAUACAAUACAAUCACUAUAAGAUUAAUUUUAUACCAUUUGAUGAUUACAUUCAAUUGGAACCGAUUCAACGCUUCCAUCGUGUGAUUACUUUAGAGACAUUUAUGAAACAUUUAGCGCCAACUGUUUGGCCAAAGGAGAACCGCUCAAUACUCUGCUAUUCUUCGAGAGGAUCACAGGAGAAGGGAUGCAAUCCUUUAGAUGGGAAUCCGUUUAACGCCUUUUGGACUCAUAUCGGUGUAAAUGAAUUCAAAAACGGAUCUGUCUUUCAUUCACCAAUUCUUACGGAUUAUAAAUACGCCAAAGAAUGGAUCAUAAGAUUUAAACACUUAAAGGUUUUGGCAUUUGUCGUAAUCUCUGAUCCAAAUAAUGUGGACAACAGGCGCGCCGUCGGCCUUUCCAACCAAUGA
Messenger RNA from Medioppia subpectinata, 519 nucleotides. NCBI's taxonomy places the organism in Eukaryota, Metazoa, Arthropoda, Arachnida, Sarcoptiformes, Oppiidae. The record is from the annotation of a GenBank genome assembly.